CCUACAGGUUGUCUCAUUGGAACUACAACUCGCGCUACCCGACGCAAGUUGUAUUUCCAAUGAGACAACCUGUAGGUGGACCGUCCCCUACAGGUUGUCUCAUUAGGGCUGUGUUCCUGACAUGUUGUACACUGAUUCUUACUCACACAAUAAAUAAUGAAGCUCAAUCAAUCGAGUGAAAUAUGUCAAUAGGUACUUUUACCUCAGUCGGCUGUGACUGGAUCUGUGGGUGUCGUAACCCAUGAUGCACCUGCAUGUACAGUAGGACAGCGUGUGCAUGUGCGCACCUCUACCUGGCAAUGAUGACUUCCCAUGGCACUGAAACUACAGUGAUUAAAAACCCAUCCGUCCCAAUGUGAGUUCUGAGCCUGUUAGAGAUACGCACAGUCCACAGCCCUCUGAUAGCGCCUGUUUAUUCGCUUGCAUCUACACAAGUUUGUUGCAAUGUUUCCUAUGUCGCCAUACCCACAGGCUACAGGAAGUUGGCAACAAGAGGGAAAACACUGACAAACUUUAGACAGCGAAUGAAUUAAAUUUGUUCAGAUCUACAUAGCUCGAUGCAGCAGAGAGUGUACGUCAGGCCUUUCACAUUGCUUCACUCAGAUCGAUAUGCGCCAACAUACUUUGCCUUUCAAAUGACUAACAACCACAGUAAAAGGAUGGUAUUGUUGUUAACAGCAUGGACUCGCACACCUCGAGCCCUCACCCCCCUUAAAACACUAAAACCCCACCCUGGUUUACAGUACCAGUCACUUCCAUCCCCUACUGUUUGUCCAGCGUUAAUAGUUAACCAAAUCCCUAAACACUGUAUAUCCACAGUCCCAACUCAUCCCAAGUAUGACACGGUCACCUGAAUGCUGGUCGCUGCAUCAGUCACAAUACACUCUUUCUUUGCUUGAUUCAUUGGAGAAAAUGAAUUGAAUGAGCAGGAAGUAAAGGACCGCUUUCUGCACAGACGCCACAAGUAAUUUCGAGGAAUGAUUUGUUCUGGCGUUAAUUUUUAAGAAGAUGAAUCCUCAUUCCCCAUAAAUUUCAUUCACAUGAUGUAAAGCCCUUUCCAACAGGAUAAAGGCCUUUUUAGAGCUGCGCAUGAAUAAUCACUGUUUUUCAAGAGGCCUGCUGCUGAAGAUUGUUUUCAUAUCUGUUUUUCCUGCAUCUCCUCAAUGGCCUGUUAAAGUGAGGAUUGGGAAUUACCUGCAGAGGAAAGGUGGAAGUCAUGGCUGAACUCCAGUGCAGAUAAUAUGGGCUACACAUUUGCUUCAUCCAGCAGGAGUCAAUGAAAUGCAAGCUGUAGUAACAUCUUUUUUUCAUUGCUGCUGGGACUUCCAUCACUAUGCCCACCUUCUUGACUCUUGAAAUAUUUUUUGUUAAAAAUACCAAUUGUUUUUUUAAGCGCUGCUAAAAUAGGAGCUGCAAGCUCUGCAUCUUUCUUGCCUGCUUAGAGUAACAGAGGGUGAUCAGGUAUCAUGAGUACAUGGAUGACCCCAAUACCAAGGCAUGGAGAAAGGAGGGGGUGCUACAUAUACCUUAAAUAACUUUCAAAUGUGUACUUUUAGUACCUUUUUAGUUUGGAUUCCAGCAGCUUUUCAUACAUAAAAUGAUUGGUCAAAGAAAAUGAACAAACAGAAAUAUUUACAGUAUGUUUAUCUGGCAACUUCACCCUGCGACGUAAGCUCUGGACUGCAAACCAGUGCCGAGCCUGUCAAGAUUGAUGGUGUUGUUUUGCAGCCGGAGGUAACUGGAGGUUAUGCUCACAUCUGUUCUCUGUAACUCAAUCACUUGGACAGGCAGCAAGACAGUCUCAACACAUACUUCAGUGGGCUAAAAACAUUGUUUUCUCUUUUUUUAUUCAGUCCCGUUUUCUUUCCUCUUAGCCUCUUUCUUCCCAGCUACAUUUUUGUUUGUAUUAGCCCUCCUCUCCAGUCUCCAUAAAGUAAACUCGCUUCAUUCUUUUCUGGUCAUAAACUGGGUAAUUACAGGGCAGUCAAACCUGGACAGCACCCCACUUACACACACUCAGCUCAUAUACUUACCAGGAGGAGAAGGCAGGAAAAAAGGAAAAAGCUACCGUCAUGAUAAUAAAGGACUUGUUGGCCGGGGUUACUAGAGGGCAACAGCCAUAACUCCUCUCCCUGUGUGUGUGAAAGGAAGAGAGAGAGAGAGCGAGAGCCAGAGCACAACACAGCGAGACAAGGAUCAUGUGGCUGGAGUGUGCCGUGACCACCGCUCAACGCUGAAAGGGAGCAGCACCCUAAACGGGGCGGAUACUUAAGCUUCCAAACCACUGGACUCACAAGCUCUACUCUUAUUUUCCAAACCUCCUGUAACUGACAAGUCCUCCAACGUCAGAAAAGCCCGCUGGGCCCCCGUUUUGGAAAAUUAGCUGCCAUACAGGCGCCAAAUAGGAUCUGGUGUGGUGAAUAUGGAAUUGGAUGAGGACUGUACGAUUUCGGACUGGGAGGCCAUGUUGGAGCUGGAUGAGGCGUUGGCAGGGUGGCUCCUACAGGGUCCAGCUAGAGGGGAGUGGGGUUGGGAGUGGGGCUGGGCUCCCUCGGACCUUCAGGAUCCUGUGUGGGACACUGAGGAGAUCCCUGCUGUGCUGAGCCCGACAUACAAGCAGCGCAAUGAGGACUUUAGGAAACUCUUCAAGCAGCUCCCUGACACAGAGAGACUCAUUGUGGACUACUCUUGUGCUCUUCAACGCGACAUCCUCCUGCAGGGACGACUCUACCUCUCUGAGAACUGGAUCUGUUUCUAUAGCAACAUCUUCCGCUGGGAAACACUGCUGACAGUGCGGCUAAAGGACAUCUGCUCAAUGACAAAAGAAAAGACUGCCCGCCUCAUUCCCAAUGCCAUCCAGGUCUGCACUGACACUGAGAAGCACUUUUUCACCUCAUUUGGAGCCAGGGAUAGGACUUACAUGAUGAUGUUCAGACUGUGGCAAAAUGCGCUGCUGGACAAGCCCCUGUGCCCCAAAGAACUGUGGCACUUUGUUCAUCAGUGCUAUGGCAACGAGCUAGGCCUAACUAGCGACGAUGAGGACUAUGUUCCACCGGAUGAUGAUUUCAACACCAUGGGGUUCAGUGAAGAGAUUCCCAAUGAAGAGAAUGAGAUCAACAAUGACAACUUGUCUAAGAGCAGCGCUGAGGCCAAGCCUGAGGGGAGCCCUCCUUCGCUACAUAAGAAGGUCAUCCCAAACAUCACCAUCCCUAGUCCAGGCAACCAUGACACACCCAUCACAUUUGACCUCCCAGCAGAAGAGUAUGCAGACUGCCUACCAGAUGGCGAGCUGCUUGCUCUGCCCCUUUUGCUGGAAGAGAACAAUGAUACCAGCGGGCCUGGUGGUCUUGUCUCCUCACCCUCUCUGGACUUCAACGACAACGAAGACAUCCCCACUGAACUCAGCGACUCCUCCGAAACGCACGACGAGGGUGAAGUACAGGCCUUUCAUGAGGAUCUGAAUGGCAGGCAGUACAUCAAUGAGAUCUACAAGUUAAGUGUGGACAAGCUCUACGCCAUCCUCUUCACAGAGUCGCAGUUCAUGAGUGACUUCAUGGAGCAGAGACGAUUCUCAGAGGUGGUGUACCACCCGUGGAAGACAGAGGAGGCUGGGAACCAGACAAGAGAGAUCUUGUACACCAUCUCGCUGUCCAACCCCCUGGCCCCCAAAACAGCCACAGUCACUGAGACACAGACUCUGUACAAAGCCAGCCAGGAGAGUGAGUGUUACAUCAUCGAUGCUGAGGUCAUUACACAUGAUGUGCCCUACCACGAUUACUUCUACACUCUCAACCGUUACAUGCUCACCAGGGUCGCCAAGAACAAGUGUCGGUUACGGGUAUCGACAGAGCUGCGCUACAGGAAACAGCCGUGGGGGCUGGUGAAAGGCUUCAUAGAGAAAAACUUCUGGAGCGGGCUAGCAGAGAACUUCCGCCAUCUAGAGUUGGAGCUGGCCAAGCUGGAGGAGAUACUGGAGUCCCACCAGCUCUCUCCGAAGGUGAUAAAAAACUCCACGGUGAGGCGGAAGAAGAGGCCACUCCCCCACAUGCGCAGCCAGCAUAUGGACGAGGCGCUCAGCCCCGUUACCACGCCGACAGAUGAGGAAGUGAUUCAGAGGAUCAAACAAGUGGCAGGCUCCACACAAACCAGACACCAGAGUCCAGAGCACCAUCACCUGCCUGCAGGCCUCGCUCUCUACAGCGUCUCCAAACUGCUGCUCAUCAUCAGCUUUGUGAUCUGUCUAAGCCUGGUCCUGCUGGUGUUCCUCAACAUGAUGCUCUUCUACAAGCUGUGGAUGCUGGAGUACUCGGCGCAGUCUUUAACAACCUGGCAAGGCCUGCGGCUUCAUGAAAGUAAACUGCCUCAGACACAGAUGGAGUGGGCCCAGCUCCUGGAGGCGCAGCAGCGUUACCAUGACGUCGAGCUGCAGAAGUGGAGGGAGAUUAUCAAGUCGUCAGUAGUGCUGCUAGACCAGAUGAAAGACUCCUUAUUGAACCUCCAGCGAGGCAUUGGUUUAAGUGAUUACAGCUCCGAGGCUGAGGAGAAGAGAAGUCGCUAUCACUGACACAUCACCAACAAGGCCAUGAGGGCGUGCUGUGCAAUAUACUGUAGGACCUGUUUUGUUUGUGAACCAGUAUGCAGGCAGCAGCAAGACAAAGAGAGAGGACAGAGGGGGAGGCGGGACCAACGGUGAGCUGGUCCAAUAGACACAAAGAGUGGAACAGUCGUCUACAGUGCACAGAGCUUAGAACCCCCAGGAGGAGGAAAUUGACGGACAGAAAGUUCCCCUAUCACACACAGGAACUGAGGUGUCCCCAACAUCAUUGAAGCAUUGUGGGAAGGUGCUCCUUCUCUACACCUGCGGGAUGAACCGUUUCCUUCUACUCUCUUAUUUCCAAGUGCAUCCUACUGUAAGCCAUUUCGACCAGAGAGUCGCAGAGAGAAAGAAGGAAAACUACUGCAUGCAUUUAGACAACCUAGCUCCCCUCAGUCAGUGUUAACGUGGUCCAGUUCCAGUCUAUGUGUGUCAAAAUAAAAGAAGAACAGAAGACGAGGUGAGACUGAGUCGAAGAAAGGGGGGGGGGGUCCCUUUGAGUCUUAAUGGCUGUCUACACUCUCUAGACUGUUCCAAACCUAUCGUCCCCCGAGAGGUCCUGGCUGCAGCGUCCUUUUAGUAACCUCCAUGUGAUCAGAGUACGGUAUCGUUCCACAACCAAAAAGGAGUGUUGUAGCUGGGAGCUCAGCUUCACCAGUCGGUCCCUAUUGCCUUGUUUGAAGCUUGCCUGUGUUGUCUUUGUCAGGGCUGGUUCCCUGUCAGACUGUUGUGUUGAAAUAUUUAUAAGUAGAAUCUAAAUGACUGAUGCGACCUAAGCCAGUACUUUUAACAUUAUACACAAUUUACAUAAUCAGUCGUCCCUGCCACAGUGUUGGCUACCUUGCGUUGCAUUAUUCCUCAUCCUUCUAAUGAAGUAGAAUGUAUUAGCCUGGACAAAAAGGCCAGAACUUAGCCUAUUCAUUUUUGAAAAAGGGGUGCUGCAGCCAGACCAAUAGGGAGACCUGUGUUCUUACAUGUUUUAUUACUAAACUGUGACUAUAUCUCUUUAAAAAUGUUUCAAAUUAGAAAGAAUUCUAUGAAGAUAUUUGAAAUAUAUAAGAAUAUUUCAUUAUUUAAUAUAUAUAUUUCAAAAUAUAUAAACAUUACCUAUAUUUAUUGUUAAUUAAUGUACAUAAAGAAAUUAUCAGAGCUCUAGACCAGUUAAGGAAUUUCUAACGAAGUGUUUUCUUCUAAAAAUGCAUGCCAGAUAUGUCUGUGACAUGUCCAGUGUGCAAGUAUGAUUCUGCAUUUGCGCGAUUAUAUUCGCGCAUGUGUGUGUGAGAGUGCGUGCAUGCGUGCGUGUGCGCACAAGUGUGUGCUGUAAAGUGUGACAUUUUUACCAUUCCACACUUGUAUGUUUCUUAAUUUUUCUUUUCUGGCUUCAGCGGCCAGACUGCCUUUUUAAUGCUAAUGCAUUUGGAUGCCGCCUUGCAUUUGCCCCACCAGGGUACAGUUUACAAUCGAAGAGUUUUGUUCCAAAAUGACAUAUCCAACAUUUGAAAACAAAGUUACACCUACUUUCACAAAAUUAUUGAUUGCUUAAAAUAUCAAUUAAUGUCACUGUUUGACACAUACUAUGUAGCUAAAAUCCAUGGUUGACAAAAGGAAGAAGACAGAAUUGAUCAUCUAAAUGAACUUGAUUAUUUUUCUCUGAUAAAUGGAUAUAAAACAUUUUGGAGAUGAACCCUUCAUUUGCCCUCUAUGAGCAACUCUUUGUCCAUGUCACCACAUUAGUGGCUUGACAUCUCUAAAAGGAACAGUUUUCAAAUUCACUUACUCGCUUUCUUGCCGAAAGUUAGGUACCACUCUCGUGUCUGUAUGUUAAAUAUGAAGCUACAGCCAGCAGGCGAUUAGCAAGCAGUUUCCUCCUGUUUCCAGUCUUUAUGCUAACCCAACUCCUGGCCCUACCAUAGGCUGUAUUCAAGAAGUGGACAUAGCCACCGCAACGUCACCCAUUGGUUUGUGGACUACCGUUUUGAAGCCUCGAGUUUGGCAUUUUGUCCAUCGCCAUUUGUUUUUGGAGCCAGAAGUCACCAUAUUUAGAUGAGAGGGUGGUGCUGGGGAGGAGCGCUAAAUGAAAUGCUAAAUUACGAGCUAGCGCUAGCUAGCUUGGUUAGCAAGGUGCAUCUGUAAUGCUUAUUUUGGCUAGCGAAAAACAGGGUUAAAACUAAAUGUAUUUACCGGGAAAAUGAAGAGUCAACUUCUUAUUGUCUUUUAGUACGACCAGACGCUGUAAGUAAAGCUGUAAAGUAGGGUCAUUUUCUCAUAGAGUUCUAUAAAAGCCAACUUCUUUUUGCAACCAGUGGAGUCGCCCCAUGCUGGCCAUUAGAAAGAAUGCAGGUUUGAGGCAAUUCGGCAUUGGCUUCACUUUUCAGGCCCGGAGGUUGCCAUCAGGGCUCUACUGGCUAACCGCCAGCUAGCUUAGCUAACAGGGGAAAUCACUCGUCUGGCUAGCAUACAGGCUAGCCAGGCAAACUGUUUGCCCUUUUUUCCAGUCUUAAUGCUAGUGUAACCAUCUCCUGACUCUAGCUUCUUAUUUAGCGUGCAUAUACACGUAUGUGAGUGGUAUCAAUCUUCUGAUAUAACUCUCGGCAAUAAAGCAAAUAAGCAUAUUUUCCAAAUUGUCAAACUAUUCCUUUAAAAACACCUACUUCAACCCAUAUUAUACUCUCCCCGAUUUCAAGUGUCUGUCUUGGAUGCAAUGAAAGCAUGAAAAUGAACUUUACGUAACUAAAUUGAACCAAAAGAAAAGUCAAAAUGUACCUUCACAAAUUAUCAUGUUGUUUUAAAUGAAGUAUUUAUCAUGUAUGUCAUGUAUUAUAUAUAUACUGGGUUAGGUGCGGUAAAGAGCAUCUCUGAAGAGUUUGUCAACAGCGAUCCCUGACAGCUGACAGACUUUAGUGAUGAAAGCACUUCUAAAAAUAAACAAAACUUCCUUGUGUUAAAAAAAAAGAGAAAUUGAAAGCCCUUUAAGGCCUUUUCAGAUAAAGCAUGAAAGAAAGAAAGAAAGAAAUGACAGCAAUUUAUUUUGGAGGUGAUUGCAGGGCUGGGGAAAUUGUUUUUGUGGUGUUUUAGUUCAUUUGACAAUCACACUGGUGAUUUACAACUUCCAAACUCAUUAGAAAUGGCUGGAUUUUAAUCCUGCUGGAUUGUUGUGCAACAAAUUACUUCUGCUGGAAUGGAAUAUUUGUGCAUUAUUCUAUUCAACAUGUGAAUUUCUUUCAAUGUCACAUCCCAAAGCCCAAUCUAAGACUGAAACACUUGUCUUUUUCAGGGCAAGGCAGGAAUGAGUGAUUUGUAUGAGGGAAUUGUAUCUUUACUGUGCGCCUGCAUGGUGUGUUACUGACUGACUUAUUGAGAACAGCAGAAAGGCUUCAGGAUUGGACCCCUACUGUGUGUGUGCGUGUAUUACAUUUUAAGAAGGCACUGAGUUAUGAUAACACAUGGGAACCUUAAGACCUGAAUGUUAGUGGUUGGAAAUGUUUUCUGUUUUAUAGAAAUCACUUUCGCAAUCCUGAUGUUACACUUCAUGGAUAUGAUGGUACAGAAAUGUCAUAUAUAUAUAUGAAAGUGUGAGUGAUUUGAAAUGAUUUAAAGUGUAUGUUUUUUCAAAGUGAAAGAUGAAAUGUUUUUUUGUUUUUUUCUCACAAGCUUGUAUUUCAUUUUUUCUUUUAAAAAUGACAACAUUCUCAUACUGUUUUGAACGAAACAUGGUAAAUGCUUGAUUAAGUUGGUUGUACUCCCCAACGUUGGUUUUAUUGACCUGAUUUUAAUCUUGGGACAUUGACACUUUUAUUUCACUGUCAAGGCUGAGGGAAGUCGUUUAUAGAGAAGACACAUUUUAAUAUUGAACUGCUGUGAACACACAUCCUCCUCUGUCCAAAUUAGAUAUUCACUCAAGCCUCCAAGGAACUGUCACAGCGGAACUGAAUUUAAUUUCAUCAAUCUCCACAAUUAUGCAAAUUAAAUAUUUUUUCACCAUCAUUCCCUUCAAAACUUCAUGUUUCUUAUUGGAUCCAACAAAUUUGACUUAAACUAAUCCAAGCUACGAGACCCAGGUAACAAAUGUUUUGCUCUUUUUGUUUUUCAAUCUUUCUUCUUCACAGUUUAUCUGCAUUACACGAACGAUUGUAUGACUGCUAUCGCUGCACAGCUGUGGAACCAAGGUGACCUGAGAGUUCUGGAUGCCACAGUUAUGUCACUGACAACUAAUGAAUUGUCGGCUUCAUUGACUGUAUUAAUUGUCCCAGAGCCAGCAAGACCUUGGUGCAACACGGUACUAGCUAACCACCUUGGUUAACGUAUGAUAGGAAUUACACACAACCUGCUGAAAAUGACCACUGAUCAAACUCACAGCAAAUUCUUCUCAAUCUUCUUUGAGUGUGUCUUGAUAAAAUAUGUACUGGUGUAGUUCUGUUCAAAAAGAAUUCUACUGUGUUUUUUUUUUCUUUUCUUUUUUAGAAAAUGUUUUGAUUUCUAGAGAGACUUUUAGUUAACUUUCUACAUGAGAUAAAUAUACUGUAAGUAUAUGUUGUGUAUAUCUGCAGUGUGUGUGCACACACACACACACACACACACACACUCUGACAAAAGAAUCCAACCUGCGCUGCGCGUAGGUUUUGACUAGCUGAAGACUUUGCCUCAUAGAGACUGAAGAUAAAAGUGGCUUUCUGGUUCAUGUGAAGUAGAGAUGGAAGUAUGAAUAAAAAAAAAAUGUAUAAUAUA
This is a messenger RNA of Perca fluviatilis (European perch), 9319 nucleotides long. It is a transcript of the gene gramd1bb, whose product is annotated as GRAM domain containing 1Bb. Gene Ontology annotation, cellular component: plasma membrane; endoplasmic reticulum membrane; endoplasmic reticulum-plasma membrane contact site. The record is from RefSeq and is a predicted model, not a curated record. Gene Ontology annotation, biological process: intracellular sterol transport. Gene Ontology annotation, molecular function: sterol binding; sterol transfer activity. The transcript has 17 exons. Lineage: Eukaryota; Metazoa; Chordata; Actinopteri; Perciformes; Percidae. Bases 2423 to 4564 code for a protein of 713 amino acids.